UUCCACGGCUAUAAAAAAGCACUAGUUCAAGACUCAAGAGCCACACAUGCUGCCUGCGAAGAUAGGGAGGAGCUCGAGCAGCACCAGAAUCAUCAGGAGAGGUUUGUUUUGCAGGCCUUGCCACAACCAUGGCUUUGCAAGGUCUUGUAGACUGGAGGGGACGGCCAGUUAACCAAAAGAGUCAUGGUGGAGUGAAAGCCAGCAUGUUCAUCCAUUUUCUUAUUGUGAUGGCAAACAUAGCAAACAUACCCUUGAUACUGAAUCUGGUGAGCUACUUGCAUGGGACGAUGCACAUGGGAGUCAAGGACGCCUCCACCACCUCUGCGAAUUUCUUUGGGGCCAUAUGUUUCUUCUCCUUCCUCGGUGCCUUCGUCUCUGACUCCUACAUCAAGCGCUUCUACACCAUGCUCAUCUUUGCGCCCAUCGAGAUCAUGGGGUACAUGGUCCUAGCGUUCCAAGCACACUUCCCUUCGCUGCACCCGCCGCCGUGCGACAUGAUCAACCGCCCCAACGAGUGCGCUCCGGUGAGCGGCCGGAACCUGAGCCUGCUCACCCUGGGCCUGUACCUGAUCCCCAUCGGCGAGGGCUCGCUGCGCUCAUGCGCGGCGGCGCUGGGCGGCGACCAGUUCGACGGCGACGACCCGGCGGAGCUGCGCGGCAAGAUGAGCUUCUUCAACUGGUUCGCUUUCUGCAUCUCGCUCGGAGGGUUCGUGGGGCUCGUCUUCUUGGUGUGGGUGCAGGAGAACGAGGGCUGGGGCCUCAGCUUCGCGCUCGCUGCGUUCAUGGUGCUCGCCGGCACGGUCGUCGUCGUCGGCGGCUGGCCGUUCUACCGCCACCAGAAACCCACGGGGAGCCCGCUCACAAGAAUCUUUCAGGUUUUCGUUGCUGCCUUUCGUAAGAGGAAGCUGUCAUUGCCUGAAAAUUUGACCGAGAUGCAAGUGGUCACUGACGGUACUGGCACGAGUGUUGAAUUUUUGCAGAGAACUUCAGACUUCAAGUUCCUCGACAAGGCGGCGGUGGACGACGGCGACACCCGGCGGUGGUCGGUGUGCACGGUGACGCAGGUGGAGGAGGCCAAGAUCAUCCUCCGCAUGGUGCCCAUCUUCCUCAGUGCCGUCCUCGGCAACGUCCCGAUCCCGCUGCUCCUCUCCCUCACCGUGCAGCAGGGCGGGACCAUGGACACCCGCCUCGGCGGCACCAGCAUCCCGCCGGCGAGCCUCUUCAUCGUCCCCAUCGUCUUCCAGAUGCUCAUCCUGGUGGCCUACGACCGCGCCGCCGUGCCGUGGCUGCGCCGCGCGACGGGGUACGCCGGCGGCGUCACGAACCUGCAGCGCGUGGGCGUCGGGUUCGCGUCCAGCGUCCUGGCGCUCGCCGUGGCUGCCGUGGUGGAGGGCCGCCGCCAGAGCGCGGCGUCCGCGGCCGCCCCGCCGAUGUCGGUGUUCUGGCUCGCGCCGCAGUUCUUCCUGCUGGGCGUGAUGGACGUCACCUCCUUCGUCGGCCUGCUCGAGUUCUUCUACGGCGAGUCCUCCGCCGGCAUGAAGUCCAUCGGCGGCGCCAUCGUCUUCUGCAUCCUCGGCGCCGCGUCGUGGCUGGGGAGCUUCCUCAUCCAGGUGGUCAACCGCGCCACCGCGCGCCAAGGUGGGGGCCAUGGCUGGCUCGACGGCGCCAACCUCAACGCCAGCCGCCUCGAUCUCUUCUACUGGCUCCUCGCCGUGUUCGGGCUCGUCGCCUUCUGUCUCUACUUGCUCUGCGCAUGGAGGUACACCUAUAGACAUGAUCCGAGGAUGCCAGCAGCAAUUGAUGACAAGGUGUCGUCGCCUGCGUCAACCAAGCAUGCCACAGUUUGACUGUGACAUUCCUAUUAUUCCAAACAGAUCCUAUGAAUUUGCGGCUCCCAAGGUGGAUAUAAUUUCACCAAAUAAGAAUUAAUAAAUAGUAGGUUUUAGGCAACUAUAUAAUUUUAUUUUUUGUAAAGUAAAGAUGUAGAUGGAGACGCUUACAAAGACAAGCACACUCACUUCUGCGAAUGUAAAAAUGCAAGGCGGGUGUAUAUGCACUCGAGCGUACUUUGCAGUGAAUCUAAUAAUCUAUCUUGCCAAAUUAUCAGCCGGAC
Molecule: messenger RNA, 2113 nt
Organism: Panicum virgatum (switchgrass)
Lineage: Eukaryota; Viridiplantae; Streptophyta; Magnoliopsida; Poales; Poaceae
Product: protein NRT1/ PTR FAMILY 4.3-like
Exons: 6
Coding region: 129-1847 (572 amino acids)
Biological process (GO): transmembrane transport
Cellular component (GO): membrane
Molecular function (GO): transmembrane transporter activity
Source: RefSeq, a predicted model, not a curated record